UUAAUUUCCUUCCUUUUUUCCCACUCUCCCCACUAGCCGCAGUAGCUCCAGAACUCCGGUUGUUUCUUUCCCACAUACCUUUCAUUCAUGGGCUCCCCCCUUCUCUCCAGCCUCUCCGAAGCCCAACAAAAUCUUUUUCCCUUUCCGUUUCUUUCUCCACCUGUCUCGCCGUAUUCCCUCGCGUCCGUUCACAGAAUUCUUCGCCGCACGCCACACUCCCGCUGUCUUCUGGGUUACUUGACAACGAUAGCACUAAACAAAAGAGACAGCUUUCUCCCUUGAAGAAAAAGCUUGAAGCUUUAUAUUAUUUAUCCCUUCAACUCGCAUUAGCCUGAAACCCCACAAAAGAGUCCUCUUUUCUUCCAGCUGAGGAGGACUCUCUAUACAGUCUUCAAUUUUACCAGAAGGCCACCUGGUUGGUUUCUAAGGAAAGGGUGGGCAGUUUUAUUUUUGAAUGUGGAUUCCGUUGCCAAGGUUUGGCGGCUGUUGGGGCAAUCUCCAUUGUUAGUUGAGAGAUGGCUGUGAGUAGUAGUGUUAGUUUUGUGGAAUGGGAAGAACACAUUAUUUGCCAUGAGCGUGGGAACCGAGUGGUUCACUAUUACUUGAAGAAUGCUUUGGGGCAGACUAUGUUAGCUGUUAUAGGGACUGAGAGGAGCCUGAGGCAUAUGAUAUACGUUGUUUCUGAUGGAUUCUUGGUUGCCUGUGGGUCUGAUUUAGGCGUCAGUGCCUCCACAAAAUGGAGGGUGAGACGAGAAGUUGUCGACUGGCUUACCGCCAUAGUGGCCAGGGAUCGAGGUGGUGCAGGUUUUCAUAUAAAGGACUCCACCGACAGCUUGGGAUCUUUCGAGGCAGCUACCGGAUUGGCUCCAUUCAAUACUUAUUUGCCAGAACAUGUGGCUCAGAGAAAACCGAAGGUCGAAAAAGCAAGCAUUGAUUGGUCCGGUGUUGCUUCUAUCUGUGCUAAACAGCUGAAGCAUUACCCAUUAUUGACAAGGAACGGCACUGCCAUACCGGUGCAUUCGUUCGUGUUUGUCUUGGCUGAAGAGGAACAUCACUACCUUGGCUACUUAGAAGAUAUGUACGAGGACAAGAAAGGCAAGAAAAAGGUGAAGCUUCGUUGGUUCUACCGCAGCCAGGAAAUCAACACUCUGAUUCCGCAGCUGAACCCUCAUCCUAGAGAAGUCGUCAUAACGUCUCACGUCCAGGUUAUCAGCGCAGAGUGUAUUGACAGCUCAGCGACUGUCUUGACACCUUGGCACUACGAGAAAUAUGUUGCAGUUGCUGACCUCAGUUCGCCAUCAUCAUCGCCAGCUGUCCAUAUGUGCUUUCGCCAGCUCAAGAACAACAAGCUCAAGCCAUUCGCUCUUACGAAACUGAAUGGAUACUCCAAGCAAUCCGUCGUUGCCUCUCUUGGUGAGUGCAAUGAUCAAUUAGCUUAUGAAGAUGUUAUUCGUGUACGAGCGAAUGACAAGAGAAAGAGUACAUCGUCCAAUGUUGCCAUAGGGAUCCAUCAGCCGAUAGAGAUUAAGGCUAUGUUUCCUAAGCUUAAGUUCCGCCUAUCGAGGAGAACUACAAACGGCAGGGAUUUUGUCGCGCCUCAGUUGCCAUCUCCUGUGAUGUUCAAGGUGGGUGACGAGAUAGAGUUGCUGUGUGAAGACAGUGGCAUUAGGGGAUGUUGGUUUCGGUGCAAGGUCCUGGAGGCUUCCAAGAAGCGUCUGAAAGUUCAGUACCUCGAUGUGUUGGAUGUGGAAACCGAUAUCAAUCUAGAGGAAUGGGUCCCUGCUAAUAAAGUGGCUGCUCCGGAUAAGUUGGGUAUAAGACAUGUUGGCCGCCAAAGAGUUCGCCCGCCGCCUCCUGAUGAUCUCAGGAACUGUACUUUUGAGGUUGGAGUGCCAAUUGAUGCAUGGUGGAGUGACGGCUGGUGGGAAGGUGUUGUUUCUGCAGCUGGAAAAGACCGUUUGCAAGUUUACUUGCCUGGUGAAGGCAAGUCGCUGAGUGUUGGUCAGAAGCAUGUCAGGAUCUCCAGGGACUGGGUUGAGAACAGAUGGGUUAACGUGAAGCCAAAGACAGAUAUACUGGAUUAUCUAUCUUUGAAUAUGGGCUGCAACAGUAAACCUGGCACUUCCGGCUGUGGUAGUGAUGCUCGAUAUUCGGACCAGAAGGUUGUUCCAGUAUCCAGUGAGCAAGAGGAAGAAAGAUUCCCGAGUUCUUCACUCCUGUCGAAUGAGAUGCAAAAUCUGGAGGUGAUUAGUGUGAGUAAGGAUGGAGUGGACAGCAAUUAGGAUAACAUCGUAAGUAAAGCUGCCUUGAAAUUGCAGAAAUUUUGAGGUGGACGUUUGUGGUGCCCCGGUUGCUGCAUAUAAGAGCAGAGCAUGUUGCACUGUCGUAAGGCAUUCUGAGAUCAACAUAUAGUGUUUAGUGUUAACCUGUGAUUAAGUAGCCGAAAGUUUAAAACUUAGCUGUGGUAGCUGUUUCCCAAUCAUCCUCAAACUAGCCUUAAGUUUUUUGAUGUACCAAAAUAACAGUUUGGUUCUAUACAGGUUUAACUUGUGCAAAAGCUCAGGUUCUGACUGUGAAGCUGCUGGGAUUUCAGUACUUUCUCCAUUGUGAAAGAAAUAGAAGAUCAGUUCUUUCUGC
This is a messenger RNA of Linum tenue, 2637 nucleotides long. NCBI's taxonomy places the organism in Eukaryota, Viridiplantae, Streptophyta, Magnoliopsida, Malpighiales, Linaceae. The record is from the annotation of a GenBank genome assembly.